This is a messenger RNA of Linum trigynum, 4899 nucleotides long. Lineage: Eukaryota; Viridiplantae; Streptophyta; Magnoliopsida; Malpighiales; Linaceae. The record is from the annotation of a GenBank genome assembly.
UACAAAACAAAGCAAAUGAAUAGCUUGGGUAUCUUAACACGAGCGCCAGCACACAACAGAACUUUCCGAUCGAGUUCAUGCUCUGCUUAAUUAUUCUUACACUCUUUCGAAUUUCGAUCUCUAUGCAUUGGACUUGCAACGCCACAACAGCAACACAUCAUAAUCUGUAGUUCACAGAAGAACAUCUAUUUUCUUUAGCUCAAUGUUAUUAUUGUUAUCUUAUUUUGAAUUUGAAAAAAAAAAAAAUUCCUGAGCAUUGUGAGGAUUUCCCCUUCUUCACCCUUUGGUUUUUGUCCACGUAGUCAUCAUUUUUUUUUUGUACGUUUCGACUAUUCGUUAAUACACAGUACUCUGUCAAAAUUGUUGUUGCUCUGUUGAUUGCUAUGAAAUCUAAGUCGUACGUGGUGGCAUGAGUUGCAAUCCAAAUCGAGAAUCGAUAGAUUAGAGAACCUUAGAACCUCUAUACCGAAAAUAUUUUUUUGUUACUGCACUCGCAAUAUGGGUCCAUAUAUAUCACGAGACCUCUUACUGUGUAGUCCAACACCAUUUUCCUGUGUGAUUGGAUAUGAUUUUGCCACUAUAAACGGUUGGUGCUAUCUAGGGCUAGAUGAAACUUGAAAUCCACCAUACCAUAAAUAAAUAAAUAAAAUAGCAUUAAAAUACAUAUAAAUAACCAAAUAGAGAAAAAAAAACCCUCAUAUUUGAUUGGAUAAUAUUUAUUUAUUUAUUAAGGCCCGAAUUACCUUAUAAUAUCGAGAAGUUAUAAAAUCUGCUAAACCCGCAUCUCUUACCAUCAUUGAUACGAAUCAUACUACUAUGUUAUGAUCAUAUUAUCAUGACGAGAAUAUGUCACUAUUUGCCGUCCUAAAUUUUUAACCUAGCAUUUAUUAUUGAUGGUAAGUUAGGAGAGUGGGGGAGGGAACAAAGGAAGUAGGGUUUCUUUUGGUUUAGUAUUAUUGUUGGCAGAGGAAGAGAAGUAAAUCUGAAAGCCCCUCCUUCCAAUAUUCUUCUUGGGAUUGGUGGCCUGCCAUCCAUGGUUAUAAAAAAAAACACCCAAAAUAAUAAAAUAGAAGAAAACCCUACUCAUCAGAAUUCCUUUCCAGCCUAUAAAUCUCUCUCUCACUCUCUCGUCUCCACACCCUCACUAACCCUACAACUCCAACCCCAAAAAAAAAAAACUCUUUUCCCCUUUCCUUCUUCUUCCUCUUCUCCAAUAAUUUUCUGCAAUGAAAAUGGCUUCUGCUUGUACUCUUCCACAGCUUUCUUGAACUGCAUCAUCUCUCCUCCUCCCUCCCUGCAAUCAGCUGCAUAGUUGGAAAUCAACAGAUCGAGUUUUUGCGGUUCAAUAAAGCUGUGGGAAGAUACAAUCAGGGCUAGUCGUCGGAUUCCAUUUUGCACUUCAGAAUCCCAAAGGAAGAAUCUCUACUCCAAGAAAAUUCGGUAUCUCUUUAUCUGCCCUUCAUCACUAGAUCCUGGUUUACGACGAAUUCGAACCUGAGACCUUCUGAGUGAAUACUGUUAUUACUUUCAACCCUCUGAUCUUUUUAUGUGUUGUUUUUUCUCGUGCAGUAGCUCGAUCUGGAUCUCGUGCGUGACAGCCAGAAGUAGUAGUUACUUGAGGUUAUACUUGAAUAAUUAGCGACAGAGUGUUUUAUACUAAAAUUAUAAUUUAAUUGUAAUUCAUGUUUCAUACGGCUAAAGUCAUCUAUUGAUUUAGACACUGAUAAGAGAUUUUUUUUCGAUUGGACCUGUCAAAUUAGGUUCAUGGAUAGAUUAAUGGAUGGUGAGCGGUUGAUGUUUUUUAGUAAAGCAUAUUUAGUGCUACAUUCUUCUUGUAUUGUUGGCUCCAUUCAUUUAUUUAUAUGUAUAUAUAAUAAUGGCACAUCUUCGAUCGGCCCUUUUGUCGGUCGGUCGAUGAAUUGUAUUAUUUGUAUUAUAAAGCUUUUGAAUGUUUGUUUGUUUGUAUAUUAUAUUAAAAAAAUUCCAUUUGAUAUGUACAUAAUGGUGAUGAUAUUAUUUCCUUUUUAUUUAAGGGAUGAUAUUGAUAUGACAUCUAAUUGUGUCUACACCCGUUGUCCCGUCUAUCUAUAGUCUCUAUUUUGUUGUUUGGGUUGUAUUGUUUGGAAGUCAGAUUAUAUGUAAUCUAUUGGAAGUCACAAGGAUGUUUUUAUUGUUAUGGAUUUGCUCCGUAACCUUUCUUUUCUUUUUCGAUGUUAAAUUAGAGUUGACACGUCCAAAAAAGUGUUAUAUAUAUCUUCUCAUCUUUUUGUAAUGUUUAUCUUUCUCAAGUAUAAUGAAACUGAUAUCUCUCACGCACAUGAAUUAGCUAAUUCACAUGCUAGUGAAUCUUCCUUACUGUCUUACAUUUUCUUAUCUUACAAAAUAUAAGAUGAUAAUAUAAACCCAUAUUACCCAACACAUCCAUUUUGAUGAUUUAGAUUUUUGUGAGUUUAGAUCAUAUAUGUCAAGAACCAGUUGAUCCCAAUAACUCGAGUUGUUGGGAUCAACUGGUUCUUGACAUGGUAUCAGAGUCUAGAACCGAAAGGUCAUGUGUUCGAAUCUCCACGACCCCCAAUAUUAACCGUUGUCUUUCAAGCACAUGGUAUGGUGGGCCUGUGCAAACUUCAAGCUCAUGGGUUGGCUUUCGUUUGAGGGGGCAUGUUAGAGAGUAGUAAAAGAUCCACGAUUGAACCUCUCCCAACAACUCGAGUUAUUGGGAGCAACUGGUUCAUGACAAUAUAUAACACAAGGGGGCCAAGUUUAGAGCUAGGGUUUCUUUUUCUGACGGUAAGUUCUUGUUCAUUUUGCAGAUCUUUGGGUUUUGUUCAAUUUGAGCUUGAAGACAAGCCCGACUUGAAAGGAAGAAGAGACCCUUUGUGGAUCAACCUAAAGAAGAAAAGGUAAGUGUAAACCUUUUUGUCUUUGUUAGGGCUGAAAUGUUUCUGAAUCAGAUCAUGUUGUUUCUACAGAGCUAGGGAUUGAUUCUCAGUUCAAAACCAACUCUAGCUUUCCCAUCCCAUUUUUCUGUUGCCAAUCGCCGGCCAAAUGUUUUUGGCCGCUGGCCGGCCGACAGAAUAAAACUAAAAGCCAUUUAAUGAAACCAAUAAUGUCUACUAUGGUUUAAAAAAAAAAAUGUGUACUUGCUAUCUAGGGUUAUAUAUUUCCUUUCUUCUUUAUGGUUGUCAACUUGAUUAGCUGGAAUGUUAAAAGGUCGAAGCCAGCAAGAACAGCACAGCUGCAACAGUACUCACGAGAGGGUUUGGUUGGAGUCUUUGUUUUUAAUUAGUAUGGCCACCUAACUAGCUAGCUUUGGCCACCUCUAAAGCAGGUAUUAGUCAAUUCGGUCUAGAAUCUGAUUGAAUUUAGAUAAGAUUGGACCAAUUUGAAAGGAAAAUUGAUGAUCAAACAGACCAAAAUUCAAUUACAACUCAAUAAUUAUUAGAAUCAAAAUAAAUUCAAUCCAAUUCAAUUCACGGUAUAAUUCAAUCUGAAUUAGAUCGGACCAUUGCCCACCCUAGUCCACCUAGGCCCCUAAUCAAUUAAUUUGCUUACUUUAUGGGCACCCACCCCACAUUAACAUGCAGUUGCUUCUGUGCCACACAGGUCAUCCUCAACCAAAAUUGGUGUGGUGGCAAGCUUCUGAUCAAAAUUCUAUCUCACUAAUUAGUACUUUAGGUUUAACUUUUUACACACCUAAUCCAAUCAAGAUGUUCCCUUAAUUAAGUAGUGCUGCCAGCUAAUACAUAGUGACAACUGAAAAGCUGAGUUUUCAAUUCAUCUGGUUGGUGAAAGCGUGUCAAACAACUAUGUUCUUGAAACGAUUCUGAAUCCAUUUGGAUCGAUGAUCUCGCGAUUACUUUUUUUUCCAGAUCUUGCGUAAGGAAAAGCAUUUUGCUGUGUGGGUUUUGUUUUGUUUUGUUUCAUAGCUAACUUUCACUUUAGGGUGGGGUUGAGAUUAUUUAUCAUUAUUAUUUGAUCUCCUUUACUUCUCCACUAAUGUUGUAUGCUUAAAGGGAAACAAAUUGGGAUUAGGAAAAAACAUAUAAUGUUACAUUUUAUAUGGUCUAGAAAAGUUAGUUGUUUGCUUGUUCCUCUCUUGAUAAUAUCCAAAGUGGCCGGGAAAGAAACCAUACCAAUGAGUUUGUCUGCCUUGUUGACAAAAACAAUUGUUCUUUUUAUUUCCUUGUGCUUUGUGAACUAAGGAAAAAGAGCUAAAGGUCGAUCGGUGGAAAAGUUUUGAAGAAAAACAAUACAUUAUUAGAGCAUUAACCUCACUCCAUUUGCUUCGAUCUUCACAGGAACUUUGGUAAAAAUGUAGAUUUUAACGUGAGAUAUUUCUCAGAUUCCUGUAUUAAUUUACGCUAAAGUAUGUAUAGCUGAUGAAAUAUACGUUCUUUGAUGCCUUUUACACGAGUGGUAUUACAUAGUGUUUGCUAAAUCGUAUCGUACCAACGGUCCGACCGGAAAAACUGUCUAUUGGGCUUUAACCUUAUAUCGGAUUUUAUCUAUAUGAAACGAAUGAAACAUGAUUUGAACACAUACUAUCGAACCAUUUACUUAAUUGUUACGACCUCCAAUAGGGUUACAUAGCAUACGCAUGUACAAAUGUAGUCUCAACUCCAAGUUAAAAUAUAUGAACAUAUCUGGGGGAUUCAAACACACACCAUUCUUCAUAAAUUGUAUUUUGUAUAUGCAUCAUAAUCAUCCCAUGUAAAAGCGACGUGACUUUCACCAUUUGCCUUUCACUUUUACCCUCUCCACCACCACUGCCAAUGGAGAAAGUGGCAAAAUGAAUUUACUGCUUUUUUCAGGGGGUAACAUCUCUCACGACCAGCCAUAUUUCCCUUUCAUCAGCUGCCAAUCCUCUUUUCCCAGGUACGUACCUUUCCUAGCCUCCGC